Molecule: messenger RNA, 1245 nt
Organism: Hibiscus syriacus
Lineage: Eukaryota; Viridiplantae; Streptophyta; Magnoliopsida; Malvales; Malvaceae
Product: caffeoylshikimate esterase-like
Exons: 1
Coding region: 37-1044 (335 amino acids)
Cellular component (GO): membrane
Molecular function (GO): lipase activity
Source: RefSeq, a predicted model, not a curated record
UCUUAUCCUUCACCUACGGCGCAUUUUAGCAAAAAGAUGGCGCGGCAUCCGGUAACCGAAGCCAACGAGGAGAGCCCCUUCGGAACCUUAACCCCGUACGAGUUCUAUGCCCAUCAUUCAGUGAGUCACUCGUCCGAGUUCAUCACCAACGCUCGCGGCCUCAAGCUUUUCACUCAGUGGUGGGCUCCACUGGAUACUCCCGCCCUCGGCAUCGUCGCCGUUGUCCACGGAUUCACCGGCGAGUCUAGCUGGUUCCUCCAACUCACCUCCGUAUUUUUCGCCAAAUCGGGAUUUGCCACGUGUGCGAUCGAUCACCAGGGCCAUGGAUUCUCCGAAGGCCUUGACGGACUCGAUGCUCACAUUCCGAACAUCGAUGGCGUUGUGGACGAUUGUAUUCAGUUCUUUGACUCCUUCCGUGCUCGCUACGCGCCAGAUUUGCCUGCGUUUUUGUACUCAGAAUCUCUCGGCGGAGCCAUCGCGCUCUAUAUAUCUCUCCGACAAAAAGGCGCUUGGGAUGGAUUGAUUCUCAACGGCGCAAUGUGCGGGAUAAGUGCUAAAUUCAAGCCACCAUGGCCGUUGGAGCAUUUUCUAUUCAUAGUGGCCAAACUUAUCCCUACCUGGAAAGUAAUUCCGACGCGCGGGUCUAUACCGGAUGUUUCGUUUAAGGAACAAUGGAAGAGGAAGUUAGCGAUAGCCAGUCCUAGAAGAACAGUAGCUCGGCCACGCGCCGCCACGGCUUACGAGCUGGUUCGAAUCUGCAAUGACUUGCAAGGGAGGUUUGAGGAAGUGGAUGUUCCACUGCUUAUCGUGCACGGCGGCGAUGACGUAGUGUGCGAUCCAGCUUGCGUGGAGGAACUUUAUCAACGCGCCUGCAGCGCUGACAAGACAUUGAAGAUCCAUCCUGGGAUGUGGCAUCAACUUGUUGGGGAGCCGGAGGAAAGCGUCGAGUUGGUGUUUGGGGAAAUGCUUGACUGGCUUAAAAGUAGAGCUUCACGCGCCCCCGAAGUAAAGGGUGCGGGUGGUGUUGGUAAUACUAGUGGAUAGAUGGGUAUUGUGUGUUUUAUGCUAGCUGAUAAUAAUAUUUUUUAUUAUCAAAUCAAACUAAUUUAGCUGCUAAAUUGUCGACUGCUGCCAAUUGAUUCCAAUGCUUGUGGGAUUUUUCACAUACAAGAUUGCAACUUUCUUGGUAUAUGUAUCAUUGUUCUUGGGAAAAUUAUAUGGAGAUUUCCAUUAUGCUUUGUAUAA